Molecule: messenger RNA, 2599 nt
Organism: Panonychus citri (citrus red mite)
Lineage: Eukaryota; Metazoa; Arthropoda; Arachnida; Trombidiformes; Tetranychidae
Product: major facilitator superfamily domain-containing protein 4A-like
Exons: 4
Coding region: 1203-2540 (445 amino acids)
Biological process (GO): transmembrane transport
Source: RefSeq, a predicted model, not a curated record
AGAUCCCCUAAACAGAGUAAAAAAGUAUCAAAGAACAAAUUUAAAAUCACCAAUCCAAUCAAUAUUUGUUUUUAAAAGCUCAAUGGAAUUGAAAACAAACUAAUCCACUUACAAAUUAUCAACUCUUGAUAAUUGUUAUCAUUUACUGAAGUUAGAAGGAAACAAUUGUCAGUUGACCAUUGAAGACUCAGAAUUGGAUGUGGACCCUUGAAACAGACAAACAAACAAUGAACAUUUGACAAGAGAACUCAAAUCUAGCCCAAUUCUUUUUACUGCUUUCAGAUCAACCAUAUCUGUUAGUACCUUUGAAUAUAAAUUGAUUAGUUUGACCUGAGGGAAAGUUGAUUAAAGUCUUAUUUGUUAUUUAUUAUAUCCAAAUGAAAACAAUCAACUAGAGUUUCAAUUGUGACAUUCAAAGAAAUGACCACAUAAGACCCAGAAGAUUUACAACCACACGGAAAAUGACAAUCAAAACUAAUUGAUUGUUUCAGAUUAUGACAUUGAAAAUUUCUUAUCAUUAUAAUGAACUCAAUUUAUUUGUUGUCAAUCUCCGGUAAACUAACAAACACGAUCUUACAUGAUAAUAAUCUUACAUUUAAUACAUUGUAUACGUAAUUACAUUUUGACUAAGACACGUAACCCUUAAUCGCCAUUAAAUUGUUGAUUAAUAUCUAAUCAUUUGAACGUUUUAGUCUACCUCUUGAAAUGAUUAACAAGUAACUUUUAAUACUUUAUUGUUUCGGUAAUUGCAUCAAUUAAGCUUGUAACACAUCAUCUUAACUUAUUUAUCUUAAUUGUUUACAUACGAAAUGAGAAAUACCAGUUGAUUAUCAUCAAUCAUUUGUAAUUACUUGUGUUUGUCUCAUUUUAUCCUUUCAGUGAUUAACAAAUGAUAUUCUGAGGCCACUGCCGAGAGAUUCAAAUCUAAUCAUGAUCAUCAUUUUAAUGAAGAUGCUCAUUGAAAAUCCUUUUGAUUUAAAGUUUCACCUUAACCAAUAUAAUCAUCAUUUAACAUGAUCAACAUUCACAAUUGUGAUUGAAAUUAUAAUCUUUUCCGUAUUAAUUGUAAUUAAAUCUCAUUGUUUUUUCACUGAAACUUGUUGAGCUCAAAGUGUUCAACUGUGAUCUUGUCAACAUUUUGUGAAUAUUUAAUUUUAAAACACUCAAUUGGAUAUCUUAUUGUUAACAAUACGUAAUUAAAAAUGGAAUUGAUUAAAUUCGUUAAGACAAAUAAAUAUAAAAUCUUUAAAACUUUAUUAACUUAUUUGACCUUCUCUGGUCAUGGAGGGGUCAACACUUUGAUAGGCAGUUCAUUACUCGAUCUUCAGAUUAAAGUUCAAACCUCAUUUUCAACAGUCUCGAAACUUAUUCCAGCUCGUGCAAUCGGCUAUGUACUUGGAGCUUCAUCUUGUGGUCUCUAUGAGAAACGUAUAGACGAUUAUCUAAUCCUUUCAAUAUCUAAUUUUAUUGCUGGUCUUUUCCUAAUUCUUGCUCCAUGGUUCAAUAUCAUCGAAUUGAUAUUUGCAAGUAUUAUCAUUUCUGGAUUUGCCCAAGGGGUUUUGGAUAUCUACUGUAAUGUGAUCAUCUUAAGGAUUUGGGGUAAACAUGGAGUCAAUUGGCUUCAGGUUCUUCAUAUGUGUUUCGGUGUUGGUGCUUUGAUUACACCGAUUUUUACUCGACCUUUUCUAUUACCUAACACAGAAUCAGAUGAUACAAAUGUAAUUCUAGCAAAUGGUACCAGCGUCAAUUCAACCCAAACUAAUCAAUAUACACCUGAAGAUGUAAAAGUUCAAUAUUCAUUCAUGAUUGUUGGUGGAAUGCUGUUUAUCGUUUCAAUUCCAUUCUUUUUCUGUUACUUACAUGAUCGAAAGACAAACAGUGAAAACUCAGCUGAACCAAAAGCUGAAGAAAUCCAAUCCAAUGCAAGCACAACCAAGAAGCUCUGUGCAGUUAUAAUGACCGGAAUUCUCGCUAAUUUCGCAUUUGGAACUGAAACUGUAGUGGGUAAUUUGUGUACUGCAUUCGCGGUUAAAGCUGAUAUAAAGAUGGACAAAAAGACGGCGGUUUUAAUAGCGACAGUAUUUUGGUCCAUGUUUUCAUUUUAUCGAUUAAUUUUUAUUCCAAUGACCUUAUUUAUCAAGGAAGGUCGUCUCUUUGUGAUGAAUCUUUUCAUAAUACUCGCUGGUACCUUUGUUCUAGUACCAAAAGCGGCAUCUCAAUCAACAUUCACUUGGAUUGCAUUUGUUUUACUUGGAAUUGGCUAUUCACCAGUAUUCUCAAUCUCUUAUGGAUCAUUGGGGAAAUACUUUCCAAUCACAAACGCAAUGACUUCUUAUAUCUUUGUCAAUGGUGUUAUUGGUGAAACCAUUCACACUACAAUUUUAUCAAAAUUCAUUGAAACUAAACCGAUAAUUUUUACUUAUUAUCUUGGGGCAAUGUCCAUUCUUUAUGUGAUAAUUAGUUUAGCUCUUCCUUAUUAUUGUAAAAAAGUGAUUGGUAAGCCCAAACCUAAGGAAACCAACGAAAUGAAAAAGUUUUAAUAUCUAAUUUUAUCCUAAUCAAAGACCAAAAAAUCAAAGGGUAACCAAAGAGAAAGUGA